Molecule: messenger RNA, 6088 nt
Organism: Hyposmocoma kahamanoa
Lineage: Eukaryota; Metazoa; Arthropoda; Insecta; Lepidoptera; Cosmopterigidae
Gene: Apn2
Product: aminopeptidase N-like
Exons: 26
Coding region: 54-5201 (1715 amino acids)
Biological process (GO): peptide catabolic process; proteolysis
Cellular component (GO): cytoplasm
Molecular function (GO): peptide binding; zinc ion binding; metalloaminopeptidase activity
Source: RefSeq, a predicted model, not a curated record
GGGUUUUGAUAUUCGAUAGUCCGGUGUGAAUAAUAGUGUUUUUUGGAGUAGAUAUGUAUUUACCAAUACUCCUGACCUUAUUUGGGUUCGUAUUCAGCGUACCCCUCACAUCAGAAGACCUUAGAAAUGACGACCUUCAAGCUCGCUAUGUUUUACCAGGCGAAUCUAUGCCAACCUUAUAUGACGUACAACUAUAUUUAGAUCCCAACAAUGAUGUUUCAUUUGAUGGCCAUGUUUCUAUCAGAAUACUCCCAUUUAGACGUACAGAAGAACUUGUAUUGCAUGCCAUGGAGACUAUAAUUAAUUCUAUAGAGGUUCUUGGGGACAACGGUGAAAACAUCUUUAGAACAUAUACCUUGUCAACUUUUGACACUCAUCUGUUAAGAAUAAGACUGAAUAGACUAAUCGAUCCUAUGAUUCCUCUUACAAUAAACAUAGCAUACUCAGGCACGUAUGCUGAAAACCUAUUUGGGGUUUACUUAUCAACUUACCGAAACGAGAAUAAUGGAAGAACUGAACGCGUGAUCACUUCACAGUUGCAGCCAACGUUUGCUCGUCGUGCAUUUCCUUGCUAUGACGAGCCUCAUCGGAAGGCUGUCUUCCGAACCACCAUCUAUGCCCCGGUGGAGUAUCCCGUGGUUAGAAGCAACAUGCCUAAAAGGACCGAAACUGAUCAGCUCAAACCAGACGUACCAGGUUGGAUCAAACAUGAGUUCCAAGACACACUCGUAAUGUCUACAUAUCUGAAUGCCUAUUUGGUCUCAAACUUUUCUUAUAUUAGCAACGAAGACGAUGAAAUAUUCAAUGUUCCCUUUAAAGUUUACUCUCGUCCCGGAACUCAGGAACAUGCCAAAUUCGCUCUGGAAUUUGGACAGAAGAAUAUGGUUGCACUUGCUGAAUACACCGAAAUACCAUAUGAGUUUCCCAAGUUGGACAAGGUAGCAGUACCUGACUUUGCUGCUGGUGCUAUGGAAAACUGGGGACUCGUAAUUUACAGAGAAGUAGCUCUCCUCCUUCAAGAAGGCGUGACGACGACCGCCAUUCGCCAGAACAUUGCCCGCAUCAUUACACACGAGAAUAUGCAUCAAUGGUUCGGCAAUGAAGUUAGUCCUCUGUCCUGGACCUUCACCUGGCUCAACGAGGGUUUCGCAAACUUCUUUGAGAAUUACGCCACGGAUUUGGUGUUGCCGAAUUUCCGCAUGAUGGAUCAGUUCGUUUUACAAAUGCAAGGAGUAAUGCAAAACGAUGCUGUCCUCGGCGUGAACCCUAUGACAUAUCCUGUCUUCACACCAUCCCAGAUUCUUGGCACUUUUAAUGCUGUCGCUUAUCAGAAAUCCGGCUCUGUAAUCCGUAUGAUGCAACACUUCUUGACACCUGAGGUGUUCCGCAAGGGACUCAGCAUUUACAUUAAGGACAAUGCCCGAGGAGCAGUCGGACCAUCACACUUAUACGCAGCGCUGCAACAUGCUCUGGAUGAGUCUACACACCGCGUGCCUUUUCCCCUAGUAGACAUCCUCAAUCGAUGGACCAACCAGGGCGGUUUUCCUGUUAUAACCGUCCGAAGAAGCUCACCCCAAGCUCAAUCUGUCUCUGUUUCUCAGCAACGAUUUUUAACCGAUUCAACAUUGUCUUCAAAUGACCGUUGGCACAUUCCUGUCAACUGGGUGCUUUCUACUGAUGUAGAUUUCGAAGAUACCAAGCCAGGAUUUUGGAUUUCGACUGGUGCCACUGCUACUGCCAUCGAUAUUCCUGGUUUAUCUGAAGCAGAAUGGUUUAUCUUCAAUAAAAAAAGGACUGGUUACUAUAGAGUGAACUAUAAUGUAGAGAAUUGGAUGGCAUUGGCUAAAGUCCUAAAUGAAGCACAUGAAACUAUUGACCUCUUGAACAGAGCCCAAAUUAUCGACGAUUCUUUCAAUCUUGCCAGGAAUGGACGUUUGAACUACGUUCAUCCAUUCGAGAUCUCUCUUUAUUUGAUUAAGGAGAAGGACUACAUCCCUUGGGCGUCUGCCAAUACUGUGUUCAACUACCUUGACAUCGUGCUCAGUGGCUCUGAGGUCUACGACCUCUUUCAGUACUACAUGCUGAAUAUUACUGCGCCUCUUUUCGAAGAAUUAGGCUUUAAUGCGGACGACCAUGAGGAACACGUCUUAGCUUUCCAUCGCAAUAACAUCCUUAACAUCAAUUGCCGCCAUGGCAAUGAUGUUUGUAUCGAGCGUGCACAGGAGCUCCUGCAGUCCUUCAGAAAUGACCCCAGUGAGUUACGGAAUAGAAUAAAAUGGAGUUUUUUCUUCUUAUUAUCUGUGCUUAUUUUAAAUGUGCUUACAAAAUCCUUGUCGAUUGAGAAAAGUCUGUCUGCAUUACAUUUGACCGAUACUAGUUUACCGAAGUCAAAAACACUGCAGUUAGAUGGACCAGAAGUGAUAAGUGAUUCUGAAAUUAGAACAUUCAAAUCCGAUGUAGUGGUAAAUGCUAGGUCAAGUAACGAGGCUGUUUAUACUGAAGAUGCGAAUAUAGCUUUAAUUAAUAGCACCCGCAGUCUUAGAAGAAACAUCAGGCCAGGGCAGAUAAUACAAAAUUACUCGGUUAAAAUUGCAUUUGACGGUGACACGUUUAACGGCGAAGCAGUGAUCGACGUACUAUUUGAUUCUACAGAGGACCCUCUUAUAUUUCACCUAGAAGCGCUUGAUGUACACGAGGUGCGUACUGGACUAAGCACGCCGGAGGAAGCACUACCGACGGAUUUCAAUCCUGAAGAUGGAACAUUAGAAAUAUUCCUAGAUGGUGGAGGUAGACAUCGAGUCGUUGUUAUUGAAUACUCUGGAGAAAUAAGCAACUUUGGAAACGGAAUAUUCCAAGGAAGUUUUAAUGACUAUCAGUAUAUAAUAAUUAACCUUUUCCCGACGAACGCCCGACGCGUGCUUCCCUGCGUGGAUGAGUUGACAGCUGCCACUUCCAUCAGUUUUACCUUCGAAGACGUCCCUUUUGACGAAAUUGUCUCCAACUCUAGAAAGGAAGAUGAUGAUUCGAACCAAUUCCGCGCCCUUAACGUACCACCAAAUCUUUGGGGCAUGGUUGCACAUAAUUUCGUUAGUGUCGGCAUGCCAACAACAAAUGUAGUGCUCUACGGUCGUUCUAAUUUAAAUCAACACAACUUAGCCAGCGUAGCUAUUAACGCCUUUAUGGCUGCCUUCAACGAAAAGUUGGAUAAAGCAUACUUCAACAUUGAUGAAAAUCAAGACGGAAGAAUGCAUAUCUUUGCUCUACCUGAUACUAACGUGGAAUGGAAUGCCUUAUCUACUGUCUGCAUAUGGGAGCCAUACAUUUUUAUGACGAACACUCACUCAAUGAUGCAACAAAAGACUGCAUUGGUGAAAAUUGCCGAAGCUAUGGCAAGGCAAUGGUUUGGUUAUCUGGUGUAUCCUGAAGACUGGAAAGAUCAGUGGGUGAUAUCUGGUCUAGCUUCAUAUGCAGCACUAGAGGUCGUAACAGAUUUCCAAUCAUCAGAUGAUGAAGAUAUCAGUCUAUUAGAUAUGAACACAAUAUUCACAACUGAUGUGAUUCAAGAGGCUUUAUUGCUUGACUCCUAUAGCAGUGCUGUCGUCAUAUCUCCAGAAGACGACAUGUUUGAUGAAGUAGAUAUCCGCCGUCAUAUUUUAGGUCUCCUGAAAAUUAAAGCACCUGCCAUCUUGAGGAUGCUAAGAUUCGUACUCAGUGGUGAAGAUGAUUUCAUUUUAAAAGCCGGGCAAGCAUUGUUAAAUCGAAGGUUUGUGACACCAAUCUCUAUGUUCGACUUCUUUACUUUCGUGGAUGAUACAAUUGAGGACGACAAUAUUGACAUUUGGGACUUUGUUCAGCCUUGGGUUAGGAAUACGGGUUACCCCGUCCUUCACGUCGCUUGGACAUCAGCUAACGCGGUUUUACUUACACAGGGGCAUUUUAGUUUGGCCGGCGGCGGGGAUGUGCGAUACAAAAUUCCAGUCACUUUCACUACGAAUCGAGAUCAGAACUACGGUGAUAUGCAUCCCACUAUGAUGAUGGAGAGUACAGAUCUAAUGCCUCUACCAUUUACUUUGGAAGAUGACGAUUACAUUAUUUUUAAUCUUCAGGGACAAGGUUAUUAUCGCGUAAACUAUGACGUGGAACAUUGGGACAGAAUAAUAUCAGCUUUAGACGACCCUGAAAGGAGGCAAGAAAUUCAUCCCUUAAAUCGUGCUUCAUUGAUAGACGACGCUCUUAACUUAGCGAGGGCUGGUACACUAGACUACGAUGUUGCUUUAAGAUUAACACUAACUUGGGCGCACGAGACGGAGUAUGGACCGUGGAAAGCCUUUGUCAGGAAUAUGGAUUUUCUAAAAAAAAUGCUGUUUAGCGCCGAUGAAUCCGAUAUUUAUGUGCGUAUGGUUCAAAGGACAGUCGAAACUUUCGAGAACAAGGUAUCGUUUAGCCCAGAUUUGUCAGACAAUGAGCCAGCUAUGACAUCAUUGACUCGCGGUAUUGUUAUGGAUCACGCUUGUCGUUCUAACUACGAUCCUUGCAUAGCUGCUGCGAUUGACUGGUUUUAUGAUACAAACAGCGAAGAACCUGCAGUGAAUCCUAGAGUCCCUGUCGAUAUCCAACCAGCAGUUUUCUGCACUAUGGUACGAGAAACUGGAGCCGAGGCCACAGAUUUACUUUACGUUUAUUUGGAGACUGACAUCAGUCUCUAUGACCGCCUUGUUGUAUUGGAGUCACUGGCUUGUUCAAAUGACGAGGAAUUUAUUAAUCAGUUAAUGAUGGACACAAUAUCAGAAGACAGUCCUUUUGGCAUCGAAGAGCGGUCAAUAGUCCUUGCUGCCAUAAUCAGAAGCGGCUUAGAUAACGUGUUUCGCGUCCUGGACUUUAUGCAGUCCAAUACUAAUGAUAUCAGAGAUAUGUACGGUGGACCACAAAAAUUAGAAGAGCUAUUAUAUAUUUUGGGUGACAACAUUCUAAAUGGUGAUUUAGAGUAUAAUUUGCGCAUGUGGAUUAGGUUAGGCAAUGACCUUCACGAGUCCGAGGGAAUCGCAGAGAGUGCUUUGGAAAAUGCACAGGUGAACCUAGAGUGGAGGGAACGAUCCCUAGAGGAAGUUUCUACGUGGAUACAAGAGAAUGAUGCUCACACGGCUAUUGUUUCUUUUACCCUACUCUUUUUCACUGUUUUAGUUUCUCUUUUUAAUUUAUAAGCUUUUAAAUUACAUUUGAAUUUUGAUUUUUAAGACCAUGCACAAAGAAGAAAUUAGUUUUAAUUUUACGUUUAAUGAAUAUCACGAGGUUUUACUACCAUGAUAUUCAAUUAUUUUUUGUGAAAUUACUCAUUUGUUUAUUAUUUUUAAUACAAAGGCCGAAAUUCGAUCCUACUUGAUUCUAAUCAGCCCCUUCAACAUAACCUUAGCUGACGUUCCGUGUUAGGAGAGCGUCAGCCCCGGUAUGGUGAGGCGCUGAUUCCAUGUGGUUGUAUUAAUAAUUAUAAGAAAUAAGUUGUUUUUUCCAAAGUAUCGUCCUCAUUGUCUUAAAAUUAAUUUCGUAUUGAAGCGAAUCAGUUUAUUUUACAUACAAGUUUAUACCCAGUAUCUUUACUCUAGGUUUAACAGAAAGUUUUAUAAUUGUAUAACCAGCAGUAGAAUUUAAUGGCUGUUAAGAUGGUUCGAAGUAUUGAACAAAAUUAUUGAAAUGCACAUUAAUUUGCAUUAAUACGCUAAUAAUACUAAGCUUUUUUAGAGUACGCUAUUGUAGAAUAGGUCCUAAUAUUAUUGAGUGUUAUUACUUUACUAUAUAUUUUAAUGAGGAAUGUGGUCGCAAACUCCCCAUUAUCUUUAGUGAUAAUGUCUGAGGUUUCAAUUUUAUGGAUUCUGAUAUUCGAGCGCACCUAUGUAGCGCUUAAAGUAUUUGAUGUUCCUCAUAUAAGAUUGGUUGAUCACAUUUUGUUAUUUAUGUAACAAAAUGUUUUGAUUAUUGCUUAUUUAUAUCUGUCGUACGAUUUUUAAGUAUCAUUAGUAACUAAAUAAUAUUUCUAGGAUUUGACUGUAAAUUGGAAAAUGUUGUUGAUUGCACAGUGUUUUUUUAGAUACUU